Astrephomene gubernaculifera is the source of this 802-nucleotide messenger RNA. Lineage: Eukaryota; Viridiplantae; Chlorophyta; Chlorophyceae; Chlamydomonadales; Astrephomenaceae. The record is from the annotation of a GenBank genome assembly.
GUCCCAGGCGGCGGUGUGUUGGAGCCCCGCGCGAGGCGGCGUCUGGGUGGCCCCCGCCGGCGGGGUGCUGCGGGACGCGGCGGCGGUGGACAGCCCGCAGCUGGCGGCGGCGCUGGUGGCGGCGGCGGGGCUGCCGCUGCUGGAACUGCCGGCGGGGGUGGCGGAGCUGAUGACACGGCACAUGGUUUCCAAGCCCCGCACCUGCUCCCCCGCACUCGCCCGCCAAGCCCUCCUGGAGGCCUCCCACGCUGCUGCUGCCGCUGCCAGCCCCCAACCCGACCCCGACCCCGCGCUCCGCUCCCACGCACCCCACCUCCUGGACUACUGCCUCAGCGACCUGCAUGCAGCGCAACCCCAGCAGCAUGCAGCACACUCCUCCCAGCAGCACUCCUCCCAGCAGCAGCAGCAUCGAGGACUGCCGGCCCCAGGGACCCCGGCUGCUGCCGCUGCUUGGAGCUCGCAGCAGGCGGGUCAGCUGGUGGGGUUGCGGCUGCUGCCGCUGCUGGACGGUACCACCGCAACCCUGCAGCAGCAGCAGCAGCUGCAGCAGCCGGGUGCUACUGCUGCUUCCGCUGGCAGAACCCUGGCGCAGCAUCAGCAGCAGCAAGGGGGAGCAACACUCUUCUUCGUGCCGUCUGAGGAGGAGCGGUUGUUGCUGGCCAGGACGGCCGGCCUGCUGGUGGAUGUGAGCGGGUUGAGUCCCACGGGUCAGUCCAAGCUGCGCUCCCUGGCCGCCUCCCGCCUGCUCAACUUGGCUCAGCUAGGGCCGCAAGACAUGGCGACCCGGGUGCUGCCGCGCGUG